Sinocyclocheilus rhinocerous is the source of this 1404-nucleotide messenger RNA. RefSeq names its product G-protein coupled receptor 4-like. The transcript has 2 exons. The record is from RefSeq and is a predicted model, not a curated record. Gene Ontology annotation, biological process: negative regulation of G2/M transition of mitotic cell cycle; G protein-coupled receptor signaling pathway; G1/S transition of mitotic cell cycle. Gene Ontology annotation, cellular component: membrane. Gene Ontology annotation, molecular function: G protein-coupled receptor activity. NCBI's taxonomy places the organism in Eukaryota, Metazoa, Chordata, Actinopteri, Cypriniformes, Cyprinidae. The coding region runs from base 187 to 1191 and encodes 334 amino acids.
CCUCUUCGCGACUGGGAAACUCAGCUGUGUCACUUUUCUCAGAGGUCACACGAGACGAGUUGGACUUGAGGCGGUUCUGGGACUGAGGUUGUAAAGUUACACUGCUGGGAUUGGGUGGACACCCUUCUCUGGUUGGAGCUGGUGGAGAACAUUUUAAUCAUAAUCCGUCGUGUUGAUUUCCAGACUAUGAUGAACGCAACAUCCAACACAAGCAACUCAUCAUGUGUGAUCAUGACCCAGCCAGCAGGUCACCUGCUGAUGUCCAUCUACAUCAUCGCCUUCAUCCUGGGGCUGUUCUUCAACUUGGUCACUAUCGGUCCCAUAAUUCAGCAGAUCUGCAGAAGGAACGUUUUGGGGAUCUACCUACUCAGUUUGUCCUUCUCAGAUCUCCUGUACAUCGUCACCAUGCCUCUGUGGAUAUAUUAUUUCAGCAACAACCACAAAUGGAACCUCGGCCUAGGACUCUGUAGCCUGGCUGGUUUCUUUUACUACUCCAACCUGUACAUCAGCAUCUAUCUCCUCUGUUGGAUCUCCAUCGAUCGCUGCCUGGCCAUCACCUUCCCGCUGCGAGUUCAAGCCUUCCGCCGCCAGCGCUAUGCCUGGAUAAUCUGCGGGCUGGUCUACAUUUUGGUGAUGGCCUUGCACUGUUUGGUGCUGUACCUAGACAAGUUAGCGGAUCCACUGAAUGACAGUGAGCAAACGUGCUACGAGACCUUCCCCAUGACGGAACGCAUUGCGAUGUUCAACCUGAUACGGGUCGGCAUUGGUUUCCUCUUGCCUCUGGUGGUCAUCUCCGUCUGCUACUGGUUGAUCCCAACCAAGGUGCAGCAAAGCAGAGGGGUGGACGAUCAAGGCAAGCGCAAAGUGAGGCUACUGUCAAUGGGGGUCAUUGGCAUUUUCUCCUUCUGCUUUGCACCGUACCACAUCCUCUUGAUGGUAAGAUCCAUCGCCUACUUUUCUGUGGGAGAAAAACAAAGCUGCAACUUUGAACAAGCGAUGUAUUUACCCUUCACUUGCUCCCUCGCUCUAUCUAGCCUGAACAGCGUGGUGGACCCAGUGCUUUAUGUUUUGGCCAGUAACGGAGUAAGGGAGGACAUGCAUUUGUUCUGUAGGAAAAACAAGCAGAGACACGUGGCAGGAAGCCCUCUUGUUGAUUCCAAAUGGAAGACAAGGGUGACCAACUUGUGUUAAAACCAACCUCAGGUCUUGGAAAAUAGACAUUCGCCUGAUAGCGUACACACUGUUUUUAAACCCAUUCAGGAAUUUAGCAAAUCAGUGACCAGCACAAACUUACCCAAAUUGCUUGUGUUGACAGCAUGGGCACAAUGUUGUGGAUGGGUUCAUAUUUUUAAGUUGUGAAGGGUCCAGCAGACUCCACCACUGUGAUCCAGACACCUGAACUUU